CCAGCAGACGGCAGCCACUGCUCCGAACUGCUCCAGUGUCCAGUGGUCUACAGCCUUAAGGAUCUCCAAGGAUUAACAACCACACAAACACACACACUUAGACACACAGGAAGCACCUGCCGCGUGGUGUCCCGCGAGUGUUGUAACUGCUGCUGUUGGUGUUCCCUCGAACAGUGAAAAGUGAAAUAUUUGAAAUGACAUUGAAACAGAGGGGUUGGCAGGCUCUUAGCCUGCUCGCAGUGCUAUUCCUCGCCAGCAGUUGUGAGGCGGCCACCGAGCAGUUGAGCAAUCCGCCCAGCCCGUCCGUCCAAAAUGCCGGGGCCCGGACCAUUUUACGGGUCUACGACGAGUGCACCCGGGCCGAGGCCGGGUUCGUGCCAUGUCUGAAGAAGAAGGCCAUUUCGUUCAUCGACCGUUUAUCUCCCAUUGAUGCCAUUAACGUGGCCGAUGGCAUCAAGCUGGUGCGCCUGGAAAAUGCUCCUGCCCGCUCGCCGGUGACCAGCGAAAAUGAACUGGAGUCCUCGCUUCCAAGGUCGGGCAGUGAUCGCGAUGCCAAGCUCACCCACAUGCUCAUCGAAAGGCUGAGCCUCUUCUUCAAUGGUCACUCGCUGCAGGUCAGCUUCCCCAAGCUGACAUCCGAUGAAAUAGGCCGGGGAUUAGAAGAAGGUCGCGGUAAAAUGAAGAAAAUGAUGGGAAUGAUGAUGAUGGGCAUGGCCAUGAAACUAAUGGGAAUGAUCCCGAUCGCCAUGGGUGCCCUGUACAUCCUGGCGGGCAAGGCGCUGAUCAUCUCCAAGAUUGCCCUGCUUCUGGCAGGUAUAAUCGGUCUGAAGAAGCUGAUGUCGGGCAAGUCGUCAGGCGGCAGCUCGGGAUGGUCCUCGGGCGGCGGAGGCGGUGGCGGCGGAUGGUCCUCGGGCGGUGGCGGAGGCGGUGGCGGCGGUGGCUGGGACAGGCGAUCGCUAACCGAGGCCCAGGAGCUGGCGUACCGGGCACAUGGACAGCAGCAGGUCCACCAGCAACUCCAACAGCAGCAAUUGCAUCAGCAGCAUCCAAAGGCCAGUGCACCACAGGUGACCCAGUCAUAGGAUGGAGGUAGAUCUUGGAUCUGUCGAGUGUCAGAUACAAAUAUGCAUUUAUCUUGUGGAUAAAGCUCGGACGACGGCGGACGGUCACAGAUUGUAAUUAGAUAUACAUAAACACUCUUUUUGCACUUGCACUGCGGGGCAGACAAGAAGGCUUGAUGAUGCGUUUCCAACGGUUAACUCUACGCGCAGUGGCACUUAUGGAUACAUCGACUGAAAUGUAUCUAGAACGUGCGUUCCCACUGGGCAAUGCGGAUGAUUUUUUUUAAUGAUUAGUAUUUGCUUUAAUCGAUUAUGUUUUGUUUGUAACAUGUGGCGCACUAUCCGCUCUGCCCUGCUCUGUUUACUGUUAGCUAAUUCUAUCUUUCUACCUGUAUCUGUAUCUGCUUCUGUAUCUCAAUCUGCAUGUGCACUCUGUGCUCUUCACAACUUCUCACUUGCUAACUGCACUUGCUUUUUCAAUUACUUCUCGUACUUCCGCUUCUCCAGCUCCGUUUCCAACUCACUCCACUCUGCGCACUCACAUUAACUCUAGAUUGCCUAACUGUAUGUAGCCACUAAGUGUAUUAAUUUAUUUAAACUAUUUAUUUAUUUAUUUACUUAUGUAGUAGCCAUAAGUGUAACUCGCAUGUAAGCAGCAAAGUUUUCAAAAAACAGAAAAGCAAAAAAAAUGUAUACAAAUAAAUCAUUGAUACCA
Molecule: messenger RNA, 1776 nt
Organism: Drosophila bipectinata
Lineage: Eukaryota; Metazoa; Arthropoda; Insecta; Diptera; Drosophilidae
Gene: Osi12
Product: DUF1676 domain-containing protein Osi12
Cellular component (GO): membrane
Source: RefSeq, a predicted model, not a curated record